Molecule: messenger RNA, 4596 nt
Organism: Pseudovirgaria hyperparasitica
Lineage: Eukaryota; Fungi; Ascomycota; Dothideomycetes; Acrospermales; Acrospermaceae
Product: ATP-binding cassette transporter ABC1
Exons: 3
Coding region: 1-4596 (1531 amino acids)
Biological process (GO): transmembrane transport
Cellular component (GO): membrane
Molecular function (GO): ATP hydrolysis activity; ATP binding; ABC-type transporter activity
Source: RefSeq, a predicted model, not a curated record
AUGGCGCAUCCAGGUUCCCUGGAUAGCCAGAUGCAGUCGUCUAGCACAGAACAGACUCCUGUCAAUGAAUAUGUCGAGCCUAAGGAGGAAGUUGAAUCCAUAAACUCUAGUGAUGAUUCAGAUGCCGCCUACGCGUCGAUUGUCAAGGGCAGCCAAAAUGACCCGGCGGCGACAAGCAGACGGAAUAGCGAGGCCAUGAUAACCGAUUCUGAUAGAGACGAACUCCGACGGAUCGUCACAGCCCUUUCCAGACGACAGUCCAGCUUCACGGAUGGUCUCUCGCGGACCAACACGGUUUCUGGACUUGAAGACAACGAUCCGGUGCUGGAUCCCAACAGCAAAAGCUUCGAUUUGGGCAAAUGGAUACGCAAGUUCAUGCAGCAUUUCGAAGCCGAAGGUGUCACACCAAAACGCACCGGAGUCUUGUACAGGAACUUGAAUGUCUCGGGUACCGGGUCCGCAGUUCAGUUGCAAGGGACUGUCGGCAGCAUCCUGAUGGCCCCAUUAAGACUAGGAGAGCUUCUGAGCUUUGGAAAGAAAGAACACAAGCAGAUUCUACAGAAUUUCGACGGUGUAGUCAAGAGCGGUGAGCUCCUGAUUGUACUUGGAAGACCUGGUUCAGGAUGCAGUACCCUGCUCAAAACUAUGACUGGACAGCUGCACGGCCUUGAACUAGAUCCGGCUUCCACAAUACACUAUAACGGUAUCGAUCAGAAGCAGAUGAUCAAGGAGUUUCGGGGAGAGACGAUAUACAAUCAGGAAGUCGAUAGACAUUUUCCGCAUCUCACUGUCGGUCAGACUCUUGAAUUUGCUGCCAGUGCACGCACUCCAUCCCAUAGAGUCAAAGAUAUGUCUCGUGAAGAGAUGAGCCAGCAUGUCGCAAAAGUUGUGAUGGCAGUUUUCGGUCUCAGCCAUACUUACAAUACGAAAGUUGGUGACGACUUUAUCCGCGGUGUGAGUGGAGGUGAACGAAAACGAGUCAGCAUUGCAGAAAUGGUGCUGGCUGGAUCUCCUAUGGGAGCCUGGGACAACAGCACUCGAGGUUUGGAUUCGGCAACGGCUUUGAAGUUUGUCCAAGCCUUGCGAAUGGCAUCCGAUUUCAGUGGCGCUACAAGUGCCGUAGCCAUUUACCAGGCUAGUCAAGCCAUUUACGAUGUUUUCGACAAGGCUACAGUACUUUACGAAGGGCGUCAGAUAUACUUUGGCCCCGCCUCAAAGGCUAAAGCCUUCUUCGAAAGACAAGGCUGGUUGUCACCACAGAGACAGACAACUGGAGACUUCCUUACCUCCGUAACGAACGCCUCGGAACGCAAGCCAAGAGAAGGUAUGGAAGACAAGGUUCCUCGUACACCUGAGGAUUUUGAACGAUACUGGCGAGAAUCGCCAGAAUACAAAGAGCUCCAAUCCGAAAUGGACUCAUAUGAGAAGGAAUAUCCAUUGGAGAACUCUGGUGCUGCCUCUCAGUUGAGAGAGCAGCAGCAAUACUUGCAAGCCAAGCAUGUCCGCAAAGGGUCUCCUUACACGAUCAAUACGGUCAUGCAGGUCCGACUCUGUACUCGACGAGCAUACCAACGUGUCAUGGGAGAUAAAUCGGCAACCGUCUCACAGUCUGUAAUGAAUCUGAUCCUGGCUCUCAUCAUCGGUUCUGUCUUUUUCGGUACUCCCAACGCCUCGGGUGGUUUCUUCGCCAAAGGCUCGGUUCUGUUCAUGGCUGCCCUCCUCAACGCUUUGACUGCCAUUGGUGAAAUCAAUAGUCUGUACGCGCAACGUCCGAUUGUCGAAAAACAUGCUUCGUACGCCUUCUAUCACCCUGCGACAGAGGCUGCAGCGGGAAUAGUGCUCGAUAUACCCGUCAAGUUUGUCGUCUCCACAAUUUUCAAUAUCGUCUUGUACUUCAUGGCCGGUCUGCGUGUGGAGCCGGCUCAAUUCUUCCUCUACUUCCUUAUUACAUACCUCUCGACGUUUGUAAUGAGCGCUAUUUUCAGGACCAUGGCCGCGCUUACCAAGACCGUCUCACAGGCCAUGGCUUUGUCCGGUGUUUUGGUUCUCGCUCUUGUCAUCUACACCGGCUUCGUGAUUGCUGUACCACAGAUGCAUCCCUGGUUCUCUUGGAUUAGAUGGAUCAAUCCACUAUUCUACGCUUUUGAGAUCCUUAUCGCCAACGAAUUCCACGGUCGACAGUUUGAAUGCUCGAGUUUUGUUCCUUCGUACAUGGUUGGAGACUCGUUCAUAUGCUCUAUCGUAGGUGCUGUCGCGGGUCAGACGACAGUAAGUGGCGACUCGUUCAUCGAACAAAACUACCAGUACUACUACUCCCACGUCUGGCGCAACUUCGGUAUCCUCAUCGCCUUUCUGGUCUUUUUCAUGGCGAUAUAUUUUGUCGCGGUCGAAUUCAAUUCUUCCAUGACUAGCACUGCCGAAGUUCUCGUCUUCCAGCGUGGUCGUGUCCCUGCAGCUCUCCAAAAGGGUGCAAAGCAAGCCUCACCCGAUGAGGAGAUGGCUAAUGGUGGUGAAGUCAAGGGUAACAGCGAUGCAGGCGAAGUGAAAGCAAUCGAGCCUCAGAAGGAUAUCUUCACCUGGAGAGAUGUUGUGUACGACAUUGAGGUCAAAGAUGGAAGUCGCCGCCUUCUCGACAAUGUUUCUGGUUGGGUAAAGCCCGGAACCCUGACCGCCUUGAUGGGUGUCAGCGGUGCUGGAAAGACUACUCUUUUGGAUGUGUUGGCUCAGAGGACCACUAUGGGUGUCAUUACUGGUGACAUGCUAGUCAAUGGCAAGCCCCUGGACGCCAGCUUCCAGCGCAAGACAGGUUAUGUUCAACAGCAAGAUCUACAUCUUGAGACUGCCACCGUUCGAGAGUCUCUUCGAUUCAGUGCCAUGCUACGUCAACCCAAGACCGUUUCGAAACAAGAGAAAUACGACUUUGUCGAAGAGGUCAUCGAUAUGCUCAACAUGCGCGACUUUGCUGAUGCUGUUGUGGGUGUACCUGGACAAGGAUUGAACGUUGAGCAACGCAAACUCCUGACAAUCGGAGUGGAAUUGUCGGCCAAGCCAAAACUUCUAUUGUUUCUCGACGAGCCUACCAGUGGACUGGACUCUCAAUCCUCGUGGGCAAUCUGCUCAUUCCUUCGCAAACUUGCGGAUGCAGGCCAGGCAGUCCUCUGUACCGUCCAUCAACCUUCCGCCAUCCUCUUCCAGGAGUUCGAUCGGCUUCUAUUCUUGGCCAAGGGCGGAAAAACCGUCUACUUUGGCGAGAUUGGAGAGAAUUCUCGCACACUCCUAGACUACUUUGAGUCGAAUGGGGGCCGUAAGUGCGAUGAUGAAGAGAAUCCCGCAGAAUACAUGCUCGAGAUUGUCAACAACGGUACCAACGACCAAGGCGAGGAUUGGUUUGACGUAUGGAAACAAAGUGAAAACUGCCAAGCUGUAGGCACUGAAAUCGACCGCAUCCACUCAGAAAAACAACAUGAAGCUGUCGAGGAUGACGGUGCAGACUCGCACUCCGAAUUCGCAAUGCCCUUUACCACUCAAUUGAUUGAAGUAACAUGGCGCGUCACGCAACAAUACUGGCGCAUGCCUUCGUACAUCGGCGCCAAAUUCGCGCUCGGAAUCGCUGCAGGCCUCUUCAUCGGCUUUACAUUCUACGGCGCUGAUGCCACUCAGGCGGGCAUGCAAAAUGUCAUCUUUUCCGUCUUCAUGCUCACCACAAUCUUCUCUACGCUUGUGCAGCAAAUACAGCCGCUGUUUAUCACACAGCGCGCCUUGUACGAGGUCCGUGAACGGCCGAGCAAAGCAUACUCUUGGAAAGCGUUCGUUAUUGCCAACAUCUUCAUUGAAAUCCCCUGGCAAGUCAUUGUCGCCAUCGUCACUUGGGCAUCAUACUACUACGCCGUCAUCGGCAUCCAGUCAUCUGCGCGCCAGGGUCUCGUGCUUCUCUUCGUCAUCCAGCUCUUCAUCUACGCCUCGUCCUUUGCACACAUGACCAUCGCCGCGCUCCCAGACGCCCAAACCGCCUCCGGCCUCGUCACGCUCGGAACGCUCAUGUCCACGCUCUUCUGCGGUGUCCUGCAAUCCCCCGACGCUCUGCCCGGCUUCUGGAUCUUCAUGUACCGCGUCAGCCCCUUUACCUACUGGGUCGGCGGCAUCUCCGGCACCCAACUACACGAGCGCGCAAUCGAGUGCUCGGCCGCCGAGACCUCACAGUUUGACCCUCCCGCAAACACGAGCUGUGGCGACUACAUGCGCGACUACCUCGCCGUGGCGCCCGGCUAUCUGCGCAACCCCGAGGCCAUGACCAACUGCCAAUACUGCCCGUUGAGCAACGGCGACCAGUAUCUGGCCGGCAGCAACAUCUACUACUCUGAGCGGUGGCGCGACUAUGGCAUCAUGUGGGCGUUUAUCGGGUUCAAUAUUACCAUGGCCGUGCUGACGUACUACCUGUUCCGCGUGAAGAAGUGGAAUAUGAGCGGCUUUAGUCUGCCUAAAGGCAAGGGGAAGAAGGGGAAGAAGACAAGCGAGGGCAAGGAGAAGGUGGAGGCGGGCGUCAAGGAUGGGGUGCAGAAGGCUGCUAAUCCGAUUAAUGACAAGGAGGCUGUUUGA